AUGGUGGCCCACUCGAAGUUUCCGAUACAGAAACUACCAUAUUUAGCCUUCAAGGCCGUCGCUGGAAAUUUCGAUUUGGACCAGAGCGUCAAUCUAGCGAUGACUAGCAGAAAAACCAGCAUUAUGAUGAUGGCAAGCAACGUCAUCCCGCCCUGCAAGUUCUCCAUCGACGCUGGUGAUUCGGAGUGCGAGCUGGUCUUCGAAGCCGGCGGUCGAAAAAUCACACGCUGUCUCGAAGAUCUUAAUUCUGCAAAAAGAAAGAUCAGUCGUUUCCUCUGCUCCAGGACAUUCAAAGAACUUCAUCUCAAUGAAGACAGUGAAUGGGGUGUCUCUUGGAUGCCCACAUUACUUAGAUUCGGGAGCGGAACGAUCAAGACGAAGAUGGUGGUCUUUGAGAAGAUCCUCUGCAACACCAUAGCAGCUGGGUUCUUAAAGAGAUGUGACACAAACACACUCGAAUGCGUCGUUUUCGGAAAGAAACAAGACCACAACAUCAUCAUGGAUGCAUCUUUGAAUCUCGGAGUGAAGGAAUGGAAGAUUCAAAACUAUAUGAACGAGAGCAACAUCAGAAAACUCAUCAAACUCGUUGACGGCACUGCAUCUGCUAAAGGAAAGAUGCACUUUGGCGGAUACGAUGCAUUGAGAGUCAUCUCAGAGAUGGUGCUCCCCCAGCUUGUUACUCUCAACAAGGCUGGAUGCUUCGAGUUCAAGCUCAGUCACUCUCGCAAAUGCAGAGUCACCAAGGGAGGAAUGGAGUACACCGUCUCCAUUGAUUAA
Messenger RNA from Caenorhabditis remanei, 777 nucleotides. RefSeq lists its product as uncharacterized. The coding region runs from base 1 to 777 and encodes 258 amino acids. The transcript has 5 exons. Lineage: Eukaryota; Metazoa; Nematoda; Chromadorea; Rhabditida; Rhabditidae. The record is from RefSeq and is a predicted model, not a curated record.